UAAUUGUGCUGAUAUAUAUGGUUUGUUAAGGAAAUGGUCCAUCAUGAAGAUUUUGAACCAAAAGAGAUCUAGGAUGACAAUUGUGUUGGGACUUUUAGGGAUGAGGGUACACGUACGAUAGGUCGAGACCGGGUGACUAGGAUUGUGAUAGAGUCGUGAACAACGUUCACUUUCCGUAAAGAAUAUUUCCACCCUCAACAAGCCUAGGGUUACAGGAAAUUUCUUCGUAGUAUAAAAUUAUCAUCACUUUAGAAUCUAGGCUUAAGAAACUAAAGCAUACUUAGAAGUUUAAUAGGAAGAAGAAUCUGUUUUGAUGUCUCCUCCCACCAGCCGAUUCCAUCUAUUUAUAGAUACCAAUGCCAAGCAUCACCUCGGUUUACAUCUAACCGCCCAACUCCUGAAACAUUGUAUAGUUUCAUGGUAUCCGGUUAAUUUGCAACGUGCAAUUAUUUGGAGAAGAAGUGUCUUUUCCCAUUUGGCCAAGGCACAUAUUCUUUCUACCAAACAAAACUGAACGUCCAGGUGGUGAUAAGGAGGAGGUUCCAUGUAGCCAAGGGACGUAAAUGUUCAUUCAUUUCAAAGCCAAGGAAAAACUACCAUACCAAACAAUGGACGUAUAAGUUAUCCAUUUCAAAUUCAUGGUAGUUUUGUCCAUUAACUUAAAAAUAACAACACGUUGCUUUCAUGCCAUUAAUUUUAAAUUAUGAAACGUUGCUUUCCUGGCUAACUGCCAUGCCAAAGCUUUGCCAUGCAACAUGUGAUAACAUUUGUUCAAACCGGUCUAGUUAGUCCGGGUGAAUCAAAUUCCCAACAAAUUGACCGGACAAUGACCUUAGAAUGCUAUCCACGUUUGAACAGGUGUGCCCUUCAAUAAAAAUAAAUAACUUAUUCAAUACAUAUAAAUUCUUAAUUCUUAAAGUUCAUAAUUUCUUUUUAAUACCAAUUUAUGAUAACUUUUUAUAUUGAAAAAGUUUUAUUCAAUACAUUCAUUGCUGAUACUAUGAACAAUGGCGUAGUCAGAAAUUCAUCCAAGGUAGGUCAAACGUGGAAAAAUAUAUAUAAAGUAUGUUCAGGAUGUGUGCAUGUUCAAAAAAAUUUCUAAAAUACAUUCAUCGUGCAAAUUAUGAUAGAUGUUAAGAUACCACAACGAAAUCAUUCAUGAUUCCACAACUCGUCUUAUUCUGGAGUGUUUAUUUACUUUGCUUAUUGUAGCAAGUGUUCUUUCAACAAUUGCAUUGACACAAGAGAGUCUUGAUUUGUUCUAAUAUGUUGGUGGCUUGUUUUGUCCAACAUUUUAUAAUAAAAAAAGUGAAAGAAAUGGCCACACCGUGUUUUGUGUAACAUCCCGACUAAAUGAAUCAAGAUACACUGAAUAAAAAAGAAAAGUAAAAAUUUGAAUCAUAAUCGCAAGUUUACUUGGAUUCUAUACGUCAGUUUACGUGCCUACGGAGUGUGGCCAAUUUUUGGAACUUGUUUCUCCCAUUUCCCAUGUGUUUGCGAAGUAGGCCGUCAAAAUCGUGAUUUAGCUUAAAAAACUUAUGUUUUUAUACGCUUUUAGAUUACGAAAACACUUCUACACAUAAUCUCACAUUUUCCUUACAAUUGUAGUUAAAAUCGAUGCUUUAAAGUUAAAAACUUACGAUUUUACGCCUCUAAAUCACCAAAAUACUUCUACAUAAAAUUACGCUUUUGAUUAUGGCCAAGUGGCCGCCAGCCACACCCCUAUAUAUACAAAUUAAGUUUAAAGGGAUUUAGACAAUAAUUGUGCUGGUAUAUAUGGUUUGUUGAGGAAAUAGUCCAACAUGAAGAUUUUGAAGGAAAAGAGAUAUAGGAUGACAAUUGACCGGACAAUGACCUUAGAAUGAAGCCAAGGAGUAAUGCUAUCCACUUUUGAACAGGUGUGUCGCUCAAUAAAAGUUUUAUACUAAUCUUAAUCCAACUCACAAAACACACCAUAAUUAUCCCCCUAACCCAAUAAUAACUAAAAUAUACCCCACAUUGGCUUUCAGUAGCCGAAUUCCCCGGGAGCAAAUGUGGUGAGUAACCAUGAGUUCCCCGUCCACAUCAAUAUGACAUUAGCAUCUCUCCUGGAAAGUCUUUUAUCUUUUUCCCUUUAAUCUUUAACGAACAAUUUUUUUUUUCGUUUUAAGUCAAAAUUUAAAUUUGUUUGCACAGAUAAAUCAGAUUAAAUGUGCUCUUCAAAAUGAUAUCCAGUUUGAUAUAUUUUUGGAACAAAAAAAAUUGAGUCUUUUUUUACUAGUCUAUACCAUAUGGUAUUGACUGGUAUUGAAAUAAGGUCAUACCUAUGGUUUGAAAAGCGUACCAUGGUGGUAUGAGCAAACCAAGACUGUAGGAUGGUUGAAUACAUGAUAGUAGAAAUAUAUUAACUGUCAUUUACGACUUUUAACAUUGUAUACCACAAGAUACCACCUCGUACCAGGGUGGUAUUGUGUGGUAUUGUUUGGUCCUGUAAUUUGUUCAUCCAGAAAUUUGUAGAUCCAAUAGAUCAUGAUGAACUCGUUCCUUCUGCACAAACCUUUUCAAAAACAAAUUAAAAACGAAGAAGAUGCCAUAUGGUACGCAGUGGGUACCGAGAGGCAAGAAAAAAAAUUCUCAAAAAAUAUUGAAAAUGGAUAUCAUUUUGUAGAGCACAACAAACCCGUUCCAUCUAUGCAAAAAAAAAUUGAAAUCCGAGUUAAAACGAAAAACAUGAGUCGAUUAAGAAAUAUAGGAAAACUAAAAACGACAUUUAAUUCUCCAUCCUUAGAUCUAGAUUUUUUAAAAGAAGAGUCGAGAUUUAGUUAUUGAUGCACUCUAUCUUGAGCCGAAUUCCCCCUAUACUAAUCUUCCCUUUGGCGCUUAAACUACAUCAACACCUCUUCCUCUUGUUAUUCGUGUUUUAAUCAUUUCUUACUAUUAAAAAUCAUCUACCACUUUAAACUCUGGUGUAAGAUUUUUCCAGGUCCAACCGUCUACCGAUUUAAACUCUUGACUUAGUAUCAGUGUUAUUAAAGCCAAGCUGAGCUGCUCGGCCCGACCGGUAAAACCGCCCCCCGGUCACAAAAUCUGCUCGAAAUAGUCUAAAAGCCGCUCCGAUUUUAUGUAGCGGUUGACGAGCAGCCGAGACGGUUAACCGCUCGAGCUGCUCGUCCGGUUUUUGCCAUUCAGCCAUUAAAUUUAAUUAAAAAAUUGCAAAAAAUUAAAAAUUGAAAUAAACCAAAAAACAUCGGGCUCUCAAACUGAAUCCUUAUUUCCACUUCACAAUUUCGAAGGAAAGAGACGAGCAAUGAUUAAGAAAUGUCCACUAUUUAUAUUGAUAACGUUUAUUCGGUACCAGUUCUCUUAACGAUUUUUAAACGGUCUAAUGUCGGUUGAACCACUAAAGUGCGAAGCGUUCACAUUAUCAGGUCAUACUCCGGUUCGGUUCUGACAACAUUGUUUAAUAUAUAUAAGAGCAGAACCACCCGUAUGCCAUCAAUCAAAUUAGAGUAUCAAAACACAGCCGCCCGCAUGCCAUCAAUCUAAUCAAAUUAGAGUAUCAAAACAGAGAGAAAGAAAGGUAAAGAAGGUUGUCAAUUUUCACGACAAUGGAUCUGCAACAUAUCAUCUAUUUCUUCAACACCAUCCUCGUCAUCAUCUUCCUAACCGCCACAUUCCUCACUGCACUAAAAAAUCUGAAUAGGUCAAAGAAGUCGUCGCCCUCGCCGUCGUCGUCCGGCCCGUUACCUCCAGGCCCAUGGAAACUGCCCAUAAUCGGAAAUCUGCACCAGAUGGUUGGGCCCCAGCCACCGCACCGCCGGCUAAUGGACCUGGCAAAGAAACACGGCCCAAUCAUGCACCUUCAGCUCGGGGAAACCUCCAACGUCUUCGUCUCUUCCCCUGAGCUCGCCAAGGAGUUCCUCAAAACCCACGACCUGAACUUCGCCUCCAGGCCCAUGUUCCCCACCGCCAGGAUCCUGUCAUACGACGGCCGGAGCGUCUCGUUCGCGCCGCACGGCGAGUACUGGCGGCAGAUGAGGAAGGUUUGUGCUCUCGGGCUGCUGAAUCCCAAACGGGUUGCCCUUUUCCGGCCGGUCAUGGACGACGAGAUCGGCAAGAUGGUCAGCUCCAUACAGCUGCAGCAGCAGGCUGUUAUAAACGUGAGCCGAAUGCUCGGCUCCAUGGGGAACGCCGUCGUUUCGAGGGCAGCUUUUGGGAAGCUGCAAAAGCAAGAGGAAGCCUUCUUACCAGUCUUGCACGAACUGGCAGAGGCGUUUGGAGGAUUUGAUGUGGGGAGCGUAUUUCCGUCCAGCAAGUUACUCCGCCGACUCACCGGAGCCGAGAGACGGGCACAGAGGAUUCACCAAGAAGCAGAUGCCAUCCUCCAAGCUAUCGUCGAUGAGCAUAUAGCAAGGAUAGGAGCUCAAGAUCAUGACGAAGAUCUUGUCGAUGUGCUUUUGAAGUACAAAGAGAAUCAAGGACUCGGAUUCCCAUUCACCAAUGUCGAGAUUAAAGCCGUCAUCACGGAUAUUAUUAUGGGUGGCAGUGAGACCUCGGUUACGAUCGUGGCAUGGGCCAUGUCAGAGCUGAUGAGAAAUCCUCAAGUCUUGGAAAAGGCAAACAAAGAGGUGAGACGAGUUUUCGAUGGAAAAGGAAAGAUAGACGAGGCGGGACUUGCUGAGCUGAACUAUCUCAAAUCGGUCCUGAAAGAAACGCUGAGGCUGCACCCGCCCGCCCCUCUGUUAGCUCCUACAGAGUGUCGAGAAAGGGUUGUGAUUGCCGGAUACGACAUACCCGAAAAAACGAGGGUAUAUGUCAAUGUGCUGGCGAUCGGCCAGGAUCCUCAUUAUUGGGCCGAACCUCAAAAGUUCCAUCCGGAAAGGUUUCUCGACCGUCCCGAUGUCAGCGACUGCAACGGAACAUGUUUUGAAUUUAUCCCGUUUGGCGCGGGGAGGAGAAUGUGUCCCGGCAUCCUCUUCGGCAUGACUUUCGCCGAACUCCUGUUGGCCAAUUUGCUCUAUCAUUUUGAUUGGCGACUCCCGAAUGAAACCAACCCUCGAGACCUGGACAUGUCUGAAUGUUUUGGCAUUAGCGUGAGAAGGAAAACUGAUCUGUAUCUCAUUCCGAUUCCCUGCAACCCUAAAACCGUGUAGUCGUACUUUAUGGUCAUUAAAUCAUUUGUACCGAUAACUUGUGGAAUCUCUUUCCCUGAUUAACUAGCAUGUUCUUCAGAGUUGCUCACAUAUUCACAUGCUUGCGAAUCUGAAGAAAAAAAAACAAGGAAUAUCAUGUGGCAGAGGUGGACAAAUAAGGAUAUAAGGAGACCCUAUUAACUUACUAGAAUAGUAAGUAAUAACAUUCUAGUAAACCCAAAAUGCUUGAAUAUAGAAUUGUAUAUGUG
Linum trigynum is the source of this 5380-nucleotide messenger RNA. The record is from the annotation of a GenBank genome assembly. Lineage: Eukaryota; Viridiplantae; Streptophyta; Magnoliopsida; Malpighiales; Linaceae.